GGAGGAGAAGGAGAAAGGGGGUUGGGGGACCAGUGGGAGCCGCGGUCCGGAGUGCCAGGGACCGAGCGGGGCCAGCCGGACCCCCGGCGGGGCGGCCGGGACAGACCCCUGAGACCUGUCCCCUGCUGUUGCCUGAGGCCGGAGGGAAUGCUGGCUGCUCUCUGGGUGGGCAUCAGUGCUCCUGAGCCAAGCCAAGAAGAUUGGCGUGCCCAGUCCCAGCCCAUCCCAGGGCUGUCGGAAGCUGCAAGCUGAUAACCAUCCAGAUUUCCACGCAGCCUCCACCCCCUCAGAGAUUGGCUUUCCUGCUCGUGGUGGCAGCUCCUUAAGGGAGAAUCCAUCAGUGCCUGACAGAGUGCCUACUGCCCGGGACACCAGACGUGCUUCCCCAGGACCAGGAGCCCUCUAAGGGGCUGGGGCAUGGCACCCUGACGCCUUUGCUUGGACCAGUUUCCUGCCUCUGCCUUGGACUCCUGAGCACAGAGCCUGGCCUAGGGGCCAGGAUGGGUCGUGAACAAGACCUGAUCCUUGCCGUCAAGAAUGGAGAUGUGACUGGUGUGCAGAAACUGGUGGCUAAGGUCAAGGCAGCAAAGACAAAGCUCCUCGGCUCCACAAAGAGGCUCAACGUCAACUACCAGGAUGCUGACGGAUUCUCUGCUCUCCACCAUGCUGCCUUGGGGGGCAGCCUGGAGCUUAUAGCCUUGCUGCUGGAGGCUCAGGCCACUGUUGACAUCAAGGACAGCAAUGGCAUGCGUCCACUGCACUACGCAGCCUGGCAGGGCCGGCUGGAGCCUGUGAGGCUGCUGCUGCGGGCAUCUGCGGCUGUCAACGCCGCCUCGCUGGAUGGGCAGAUCCCUCUGCACCUAGCUGCACAAUACGGACACUAUGAGGUGUCAGAAAUGCUCCUCCAGCAUCAGUCCAACCCGUGCCUGGUCAACAAGGCCAAGAAGACGCCCCUGGAUCUUGCCUGUGAGUUUGGGCGGCUCAAGGUGACCCAGCUGCUACUGAACAGCCACUUAUGUGUGGCGCUACUGGAGGGUGAGGCCAAGGAUCCAUGUGACCCCAACUACACCACACCCCUGCACUUGGCUGCCAAGAAUGGCCACAGAGAAGUUAUCAGGCAGCUCUUGAGAGCUGGGAUUGAGAUCAACCGCCAGACCAAGACAGGCACAGCGCUCCAUGAGGCCGCGCUGUAUGGCAAGACCGAGGUGGUGCGGCUCCUUCUGGAGGGGGGCGUGGAUGUGAACAUCCGGAACACGUACAACCAGACGGCACUGGACAUUGUCAAUCAGUUCACCACCUCCCAGGCCAGCCGGGAAAUCAAGCAGCUACUGCGGGAGGCCUCGGGGAUCCUGAAGGUCCGAGCGCUCAAAGAUUUCUGGAACCUCCACGAUCCUACUGCUCUCAAUGUCCGGGCAGGGGAUGUCAUCACGGUACUCGAGCAGCAUCCCGAUGGUCGCUGGAAGGGCCACAUCCAUGAGAGCCAAAGGGGCACAGACCGUGUGGGGUACUUCCCCCCGGGUAUUGUAGAGGUGGUCAGCAAGCGUGUGGGCAUCCCCCUGCCUCGCCUCCCCUCUGUACCCACCCCCCUGCGCCCAGGCUUCUCCCGGACACCACAGCCUCCUGCUGAUGAUCCCCUGCACCCUCUUACGUAUGGCCAGCUUCCUCGGGUGGGCCUCAGCCCAGACAGUCCAGCAGGUGACAGGAAUAGUGUGGGCAGCGAGGGCAGUGUGGGCAGCAUCCGCAGCGCCGGAAGCGGGCAGAGUUCUGAGGGCACCAAUGGCCACAGCACUAGCCUCCUUAUUGAGAAUGCCCAGCCCCUGCCCUCUGCUGGAGAGGACCAAGUGCUUCCGGGACUGCACCCCCCGUCCCUGGCAGACAACCUAAGCCACCACCCUCUGGCCAACUACCGUUCUGGGGAGCAGAUCUUCACCCAAGAUGUGAGGCCAGAACAGCUGCUGGAGGGGAAGGAUGCACAGGCCAUUCAUAACUGGCUGAGUGAAUUCCAGCUUGAAGGCUACACUGCACACUUUCUGCAGGCUGGCUAUGACGUGCCAACCAUCAGUCGCAUGACACCUGAGGACCUGACGGCCAUCGGGGUGACCAAGCCUGGGCAUAGGAAGAAGAUCGCCUCAGAGAUCGCCCAGCUCAGUAUCACUGAGUGGCUGCCUAACUACAUCCCUACGGACUUGCUUGAGUGGCUGUGUGCGCUGGGGCUGCCGCAGUACCACAAGCAGCUGGUGAGCAGUGGCUACGACUCCAUGGGGCUGGUGGCUGACCUUACCUGGGAGGAGCUGCAGGAGAUCGGCGUCAACAAGCUCGGGCAUCAGAAGAAGCUUAUGCUGGGAGUGAAGCGGCUGACAGAGCUUCGGCGAGGCCUGCUGCAGGGAGAGGCCCUAGGUGAAGGCGGACACCAGCUGGCCAGGGGUCCGGAGCUGAUGGCCAUCGAGGGGCUGGAGAAUGGGGAGGGUCCGGCUGUGGCCGGCCCACGUCUCCUCACCUUUCAAGGCAGUGAGCUGAGCCCAGAGCUUCAGGCAGCCAUGGCAGGGGGUGGCCCUGAGCCACUGCCCUUACCCCCCGCCCGCUCCCCUAGCCAGGAGAGCAUUGGAGCACGCUCUCGGGGGUCCGGUCACUCCCAGGAACAGCCUGCCCCCCAGCCCAGUGGUGGAGACCCCAGCAUCCCACAGGAGAGGAACCUUCCAGAGGGCACUGAGCGGCCCCCUAAGCUUUGUUCCCCACUUCCUAGCCAAGGACCCCCCUCUUAUGUUUUUAUGUACCCCCAGGCCUCACCCUCCAGCCCGGCCCCGGGGCCACCUCCUGGUGCACCCCGAGCCUUCUCCUACUUGGCCGGCCCCCCUACCACUCCUCCAGACCCUCCUCGGCCCAAGCGCCGCUCCCACAGCCUGAGCCGCCCCGGCCCAGCAGAGGGAGAUGCUGAAGGGGAGGCCGACGGGCCAGUGGGCAGUGCCUUGGGCAGCUACGCCACCCUGACUCGGCGACCAGGACGCAGUGCCCUCGCCCGCACCAGUCCUAGCCUGACCCCAACUCGAGGGGCUCCCCGCAGCCAGUCCUUCGCCCUUCGGGCCCGACGCAAAGGUCCCCCACCCCCACCCCCCAAGCGCCUCAGCUCAGUCUCUGGACCCACUCCAGAGCCGCCAUCACUCGAUGGAAGUCCAAGGCCCAAGGAGGGGGCCGCAGGGCCCCGAAGGCGAACACUGAGUGAACCAACGGGCCCCUCAGAGCCCUCUGGCCCGCCUAUCCCAGCUGGCCCUGCGUCGGACACAGAGGAGGAGGAGCCAGUCCCUGAGGGGACACCCCCAUCUCGGGGCAGCUCAGGAGAAGGGUUGCCAUUUGCCGAGGAGGGGAACCUGACAAUCAAACAGCGGCCAAAGCCAGCUGGCCCCCCACCCCGAGAGACGCCUGCGUCCCCUGGCCUCGAUUUCAACCUCACAGAGUCAGACACUGUUAAGCGGAGGCCCAAAUGUCGGGAGAGAGAGCCGCUGCAGACGGCACUGCAGGCCUUUGGAGUGGCCAGCACCGCACCUGGCCCCUCUGCCCCGCUGCCCUCCCAGACCCCCAGCGAGUCCCUCUCCUCGGCUUCUCCCAGCCCUCCCCAACCCGAGCUUAGCAGCCUUCCAACUCAAGGAGCUCCAGCCCCUCUUCCUCCCAGCCCCAUAAUGCGGGCUCCCAUACCCCCCUGUCCUGGGCCAGGUCUGGAAAACUCAGCAGGCAGUCGGCGGAAUGGAGAGACAGAGCCCCCAGCUGCCCCUGCUGCCCUCAUCAAGGUGCCUGGAGCAGGUACAGCCCCUAAGCCUGUGUCUGUGGCCUGUACCCAGCUGGCAUUUUCUGGUCCUAAGCUGGCUCCCAGGCUUGGCCCCCGCCCGGUGCCCCCUCCAAGACCUGAGAGCACUGGGGCUGCAGGCUCAGGUCAGGCCCAGCAGAGACUGGAGCAGACCAGCUCGUCCCUGGCAGCUGCACUGAGGGCUGCAGAGAAGAGCAUUGGCGCUGAGGAGCGAGAGGGCACCCCCAGCACCUCCACCAAGCACAUUCUGGAUGACAUCAGCACCAUGUUCGAUGCUCUGGCUGACCAGCUGGAUGCCAUGCUGGACUGAGCUGGCCCUCCAGCCACGCCCACCGUGACCUGCAGCGCCCACUGCCUCUGCCCUAAUAUGGAAGAAGCCCCUCCCUGCCAGGGACAGGCACUCCAGCAGGGCCCCUUCCUGCUGCUUUGAGCUAGCAGCUGUCUGCACAGCAGCUCUAGUGGGGCAGCCCCCGCAGUGGGGCCAAGGGGACUUGUCAAAACCUGACUAGUGAGGGGCCUCUGUGGCAUCUCAGCAAAGCCCCCUCCUGGUAUGUAACAUGACAGCCCUGCCCCCUGGCCAGGAACCCUGGUAAGAAAGAGCUUUUUCCUCAGGAAGGAAGAGGAGAUGGCAGGGCUUCUGAGGUGUUCUCUGCACCCCCACAACCCGUGUCUCAAGUCUCUGUGACCAAGGAAUGCCUCAUGCCCCCCUCUGUGCUGUCCUGGUGCUCUGAGAGGCUGGAGGAGGCAGUGUGUCUGGUUGGGUCCCCUCCCUACAGGUGUACAUAGAACGUGUAAAUACGCAGCAGGGGCGUGUCCUUGGUGGCAAUGGCUGUAACCACACCACCUCCUGUCCCUGCCUUCCCUCACUGUGAGGCAAAGCUGGGAUUAACAAAUCCCUUCAACAGAUCCCAGAAAUCCAAACUUUUUCAACUGUAAAUGUUGUUUUUUAAGCAGAGAGAAAUGCAUAUAUUUUAAAUGGAAUUUAUUCUAUCUAUUAACUGCCCGAGAGGAUGCAGUGGGGGAGGGGCUCCGGACCUCAGCAGGAGCGCCCACUGCCCACCUUGGGGCUGGAAGCCUGACCUGGUCAGCUUGGGCCCCAGCUCUGUAACUAUUAACCUCCUCCCACAACUAACACCAAUGAAAGUGUCAUUCCAUGUGA
This is a messenger RNA of Cynocephalus volans (Philippine flying lemur), 4958 nucleotides long. It is a transcript of the gene CASKIN2, whose product is annotated as CASK interacting protein 2. Gene Ontology annotation, molecular function: protein binding. The transcript is spliced from 19 exons. The record is from RefSeq and is a predicted model, not a curated record. Bases 501 to 4109 code for a protein of 1202 amino acids. Lineage: Eukaryota; Metazoa; Chordata; Mammalia; Dermoptera; Cynocephalidae.